AUGACGAAUCGAAGCGAAGUUCACAAAGCCUACCACUUUCCGGUUCUUCAGCCGCUGUCGUUCGCAUCACUAAUAUCGCGUCGCCUUCCGGUUUUUGAUGUUUCGUUUUUCUGUGUUGAGUACGCGAAUAAACAUGUGCGCUGUGCACAGUCUCGGCAACGAUCGUCGAACGUCCGUCCAGUCGGUGUGCGGUUUUUCCUACGUUCUCCAAAGCCGCACUCUGAACCGUUUUUGUACGAACGGACGGUGGUGCCAAGCCGUCAGCUUUUAGCUUUCGAUUACGUUUCGUCUAGACGUCGGUUUCUUCGGCCGUUACACCCUGUGCCGUUGCUGUUGCUGCCUGCAAAGCAGCUUUUCUACUGUUGCGAUUACACAAGCGGUGUGUGGUGGUUGGAAUUGUGUUCCGAUCACCGAUCGGUGCUGGUCGAAUCGGACCGACCUGUCAUGACAACUGGCUUGAGUUUGUCAUCUUGGCAUAGAACCUUAAGGUACGGAGGUAGGUGGGGUGGUCCGUGA
Molecule: messenger RNA, 516 nt
Organism: Soboliphyme baturini
Lineage: Eukaryota; Metazoa; Nematoda; Enoplea; Dioctophymatida; Soboliphymatidae
Source: the annotation of a GenBank genome assembly